UUUGCUGCAAAAGAAAUUUACAAUGCAAUUCGAGUAUUCAUUGCUGCAUAUGUUUGGAUGACUGGAUUUGGAAACUUUUCAUAUUACUAUGUCCGCAAGGAUUUCAGCGUGGCAAGAUUUGCACAGAUGAUGUGGCGGCUUAAUUUCCUGGUUUUCUUGUGCUGCGUUGUCCUAGACAACAGUUACAUGCUAUACUACAUUUGCCCCAUGCACACUCUGUUCACCCUUAUGGUUUACGGGGCACUUGGUAUUCUGAACAAGUAUAACGAGAACAGUUCAGUCAUAGCGCUAAAAAUCAUCUCUUGCUUCUUUGUGGUUAUCGUGGUAUGGGAAAUACCUGGAGUGUUUGAGUUGGUCUGGAGCCCAUUCACUUUCUUUCUCGGUUACGCAGAUCCAGCUGCAAAAACACAGGUUCACCCCUUGCAUGAGUGGCAUUUUCGGUCAGGACUUGAUCGAUACAUAUGGAUAAUUGGAAUGAUAUAUGCUUACUUUCAUCCAACCGUAUGUUUACUCAACCAAAUGCGUUUUAUUAAAGCAAAAGAACGGACUUGAACGGAGUGGAUCAUAUCCAUCAAUGCAAAAGGUUAGUAAACUUAAAAGAAGAAAAGCAGCUUCAUGAAGAACCUAAACCAAAAUUUUCCACCACAAAAUUAACAGGGCUACACGUCGUGUCCUCUUUCCGUACAACAAAGGAAAUUACUUGUGUUCUUGAUACAUCAACGAGCAGGCGAUAGAUUCCUUCCUUUCAUCACUGUGCAGAUACUAAUCCCUCGGAAGAUAUGCACGAUGUCGUAAGCAAAGCUAUUUCAUUCUUCUCAAUCUAAGCAGGCCCUACCAAAUUGGCGUUCCUUGUUUUGUACGUAAACACAUGAAUAGGUGGAAGAAGGAGACACUUCUCCCUGUAUGUUCAAUCAUGGGUUACAUGCAAUACAACCACUAUCAUACCGGACAUUCUUGCUUGCAAAAUAGUAAGUCAACUCUUAAAAGUUCCAUGGAGCAUACCAUGCAAAACAUCCAGUAUACAAUUGUUUCUGAAACCCUCCCAGAUUUCAUAACCAAACCAACACUGCAAAAUUGGCUAAAUUAAGCACGCAUUUCACAAUG
This is a messenger RNA of Morus notabilis, 1104 nucleotides long. RefSeq names its product protein REDUCED WALL ACETYLATION 1. Lineage: Eukaryota; Viridiplantae; Streptophyta; Magnoliopsida; Rosales; Moraceae. Gene Ontology annotation, molecular function: acetyltransferase activity. Gene Ontology annotation, biological process: xyloglucan metabolic process; xylan biosynthetic process; plant-type secondary cell wall biogenesis. The transcript is spliced from 3 exons. Gene Ontology annotation, cellular component: Golgi apparatus. The record is from RefSeq and is a predicted model, not a curated record. Bases 58 to 552 code for a protein of 164 amino acids.